CGUAUGUACCCGUCUAAUUGAUGAUAAAGAUAUAAUUAAACUUCAAUGAUAAAUCAUUCAACUUACUUUCUUUUUCUUCCCUUUCUCCCUCAUCUGUUCUUGAUCACCUCAAAUUUGAUUUCUUAAUUUGUUAAUUUGAGCAUAGGAGAAAUUGUAUAACACUAUGAAUCCUGAAUAUGAUUAUCUCUUCAAGCUCUUGCUAAUUGGCGACUCUGGAGUGGGUAAAUCUUGCCUGUUACUCAGAUUUGCUGACGAUUCAUAUGUGGAUAGCUACAUAAGCACCAUAGGAGUUGACUUUAAAAUCAGAACAGUGGAACAAGAUGGGAAGACUAUAAAACUUCAGAUUUGGGAUACUGCAGGGCAAGAACGUUUCAGAACCAUUACUAGUAGCUACUACCGCGGUGCACAUGGAAUUAUUGUUGUAUAUGACAUUACGGACCAAGAAAGCUUCAACAAUGUAAAGCAGUGGCUGAGUGAAAUUGAUCGUUAUGCUAGUAAUAAUGUUAACAAGCUCUUAGUCGGAAACAAAAGUGACUUGACAGCAACUCGAGCAGUUGCUUAUGAAACUGCCAAGGCAUACGCCGAUGAAAUUGGCAUCCCCUUCCUGGAAACCAGUGCUAAAGAUGCUACUAAUGUCGAGCAGGCAUUUCUAACCAUGACAACAGAUAUAAAGAAUCGAAUGCCUAGUCAACCAGGAACUGGUGCCGAUAAGCCGUCCACUGUGCAAAUUAGUGGACAACCACUUAACCAAAGCUCAAGCUGCUGCUCUUAAUUGGCUUUUACUGGGCAUCGUAAGAUCCUUGCAGUCAGCAUAAUCAAAGGCAGUGGUCAAUCAACAGUCACUAAUCAUUUGUACAUAGACAAAAAUCGAAUUUAAGAACUAUCUUUGAUUCUAAGUACGAUCCAACAUAAAACAAAAACAUUUGUGCCAUAGGAAACACCAUCUUCAUUGUAUAAAUGUACUACUAGUCUGUUAUUAAGUUGGUAUAAUUGGUAGUGAUUUACCAAAAAUAAUCUCAAUUUAGUAGGUUUAAUACCCAAAUCGUCA
Molecule: messenger RNA, 1048 nt
Organism: Amaranthus tricolor (Joseph's coat)
Lineage: Eukaryota; Viridiplantae; Streptophyta; Magnoliopsida; Caryophyllales; Amaranthaceae
Product: ras-related protein RIC1-like
Exons: 8
Coding region: 164-772 (202 amino acids)
Molecular function (GO): GTP binding; GTPase activity
Source: RefSeq, a predicted model, not a curated record